UUACAGCUGCUGGUUUUGGUGUCUUUCUCGCAAACGGAAGAUCCAUUAUGCAGGCAGAUAGGUGAUCCUGAGAUUGCUCAGCUAUCCCAGGAUGGUGACAUCGUGAUAGGUGGAAUCUUUUAUUUCCACAGCAGUUGGAAGAACAGAGAGAAUAUGUAUAGACAACAGCCCCCAGCACUGCAAUGCAUCAGUUUGAAUUUCAGGGAGUUUCAAUUUGCUCAGACUAUGCUUUUCGCCAUUGAGGAAAUAAACAACAGUACAGACCUACUGCCAGGAAUGUAUCUUGGCUAUAACAUCUAUGACACUUGUGGAUCCAUUCCUAGAACCAUAAAAGUUGCACUGGCCUUAAACAAUGGUAAUGAGAAUAGAUAUUCAAACCCUGAGACAUUAUGUAUUAAACCUGUACAAGUGCAGGCUAUAGUGGGAGAAACUUCUUCCUCCCCUAGCACUGCAAUAGGUACUCUAAUUGGACCAUUCCACAUACCAUUGAUCAGCCACUUUGCCACAUGUGCUUGUCUCAGUGAUAAAACCAAGUAUCCAUCAUUUCUCAGAACAAUACCCAGUGACUACUACCAGAGCAGAGCCCUCGCACAGCUGGUCAAACAUUUUGGUUGGACUUGGGUUGGAGCUGUUAGAACAAAUGAUGAUUAUGGAAAUAAUGGCAUGGCUACAUUCACAGAGAUUGCAGAGCAGCUGGGCAUUUGUCUAGAAUAUUCAGUUUCUUUCUUUAGAACAGAUUCAACAGAAAAAAUCCGAAAGGUAAUUGAAACUAUACAGGCUUCCACCUCCAAAGUGAUUGUGGCUUUUGUAUCACACCUGGACAUGGAUGUGCUUAUACAUGAGCUGUCCAACUAUAACUUAACUGGCUACCAGUGGGUCGGCAGUGAGUCCUGGAUCUUUGAUUCUCAAAUUGCAGCAGUAGAUAAGAAUCACAUACUGGAUGGAGCAAUUGGCGUUUCCAUCCCUAAUGCAUAUGUGAGUGGUCUCAGAGAGUUCAUACUUGAUGUGAGGCCACUGAAAUCUUUAAAUAAUGACUUGUAUACAGAAUUCUGGGAGACAUUGUUUAACUGCAAAUUUAAGAUGGGGACAUCAGCUGAAAAUUAUAGACAAUGCACUGGACAUGAGGAUCUAACUGGAGUUGAAAACAGCUUCACUGAUAUGUCACUCAUGCCCAUUUUCAACAAUGUCUAUAAAGGAGUGUAUGCUGUGGCUCAUGCUCUGCACAAUAUUCUUGGAUGUGAUAAAUCAUGUAAUAGGAAUGUGCAGCUAGAUCCAUUCACGAUUUUAAAGCACAUUAAAAAGAUUCACUUCAAAACAAAGGAGGGAGAGGAGGUUUACUUUAAUGAGAAUGGAGAUCCAGCUGCAAAGUAUGAAGUUAUAAACUGGCAACCAAAAGAAAAUGGCAUUUUGGACUUUGUAACGGUUGGUUUUUAUGACGCAUCAUUACCAUUUGACAAACAGUUAAAACUGCAAAACAAGUCCUUACUUUGGGCACAGAGCUCACCGCAGGUACCUGUGUCGGUUUGCAGUGAGACGUGUCCCCCAGGGACUCGCAAGGUUCUCCAGAAAGGAAAGCCUGUUUGCUGUCAUGAUUGUAUAAGAUGUGCCGAAGGAGAAAUGAGCAACAUUACAGAUGCUGUCAGCUGUGUGAGAUGCCCCCCUGAAUCCUGGUCAAAUCAGAGAAGAGAUGCAUGUAUACAGAUGGAAGCAGUUUUUUUAUCAUACGAUGAAAUUAUGGGUAUACUUCUCACUACUGCUGCUUUAUUUGGAACAUGCGUAACAGCUAUUGUGAUAUUCAUUUUUUACAAAAACAGAAAAACCCCUCUUGUGAAGGCAAACAAUUCUGAGCUGAGCUUCCUCCUUCUGUUCUCCCUGACUCUUUGUUUUCUCUGCUCUCUAACUUUCAUUGGCCAGCCUUCAAAGUGGUCCUGCAUGCUGCGACACACAGCAUUUGGCAUCACCUUUGUGCUCUGUCUCUCUUGUGUCCUGGGGAAAACAAUGGUGGUUUUAAUGGCAUUUAAAGCUACACUUCCUGGGAGAAAUAUGAUGAAAUGGUUUGGGCCUACACAGCAGAGACUUAGUGUUCUGGGUUUCACUCUUGUUCAAGUAAUCAUCUGCAUUCUUUGGUUAACAAUCUCUCCUCCUUUUCCAUCCAAAAAUUUUAAGGAAUUCAAAGAAAAAUUUAUCCUAGAGUGUGCUCUUGGCUCAGCCGUUGGCUUCUGGUCUGUACUUGGUUACAUAGGACUUCUUGCUGUGUUGUGUUUUGUUUUUGCUUUUUUGGCUCGAAAGCUGCCUGAUAAUUUUAACGAAGCCAAGUUUAUUACUUUCAGCAUGCUGAUAUUCUGUGCUGUAUGGAUCACGUUUAUUCCAGCGUAUGUAAGCUCUCCUGGAAAUUUCAGUGUUGCUGUAGAAAUCUUUGCUAUUCUUGCUUCCACUUUUGGUCUGUUAAUCUGUAUUUUUAUUCCAAAAUGUUAUAUCAUGUUACUAAAACCAGAGAAAAAUACAAAAAAGAAUAUGAUGGGGAAAGGCCUACCAAAGCCAUUCUGA
Fundulus heteroclitus (mummichog) is the source of this 2547-nucleotide messenger RNA. RefSeq names its product extracellular calcium-sensing receptor-like. Gene Ontology annotation, cellular component: membrane. The record is from RefSeq and is a predicted model, not a curated record. The transcript has 6 exons. Gene Ontology annotation, biological process: G protein-coupled receptor signaling pathway. Bases 154 to 2547 code for a protein of 797 amino acids. Gene Ontology annotation, molecular function: G protein-coupled receptor activity. NCBI's taxonomy places the organism in Eukaryota, Metazoa, Chordata, Actinopteri, Cyprinodontiformes, Fundulidae.